Molecule: messenger RNA, 1185 nt
Organism: Arabidopsis thaliana (thale cress)
Lineage: Eukaryota; Viridiplantae; Streptophyta; Magnoliopsida; Brassicales; Brassicaceae
Product: Disease resistance-responsive (dirigent-like protein) family protein
Exons: 1
Coding region: 76-1044 (322 amino acids)
Cellular component (GO): apoplast
Source: RefSeq, marked reviewed
ACUCAUUACACCUUCCAUCAAUAAACAUCAAACACAAACCAAAGACAACUUGAGUAACCAAACCAAAGACUAAAAAUGGCCAAAGCUCUUCACAUAACCAUCUUUCUCUUCCUCAUAUCCUCCAAUCUCCUCGCAUUUAUCAACUCCGCCAGACUUCUUGACGAGAUCCAACCUCAGCCUCAGUUAGUCCCUACCGGCCAAAUCCCCACUGUGGCUCCAACCGAAGCUGAGGAGGAGGAUGGAACCGAUGACAACCCAGGACUAGCAACCACAACCACAACUGCAUCAGCAGUUACAGUCCCAGCCGGUCCAGCAGAGGCUACAGAGCCAUUACUAGAGUUCUUUAUGCAUGACGUGCUAGGCGGAUCUCACCCAUCAGCUCGUGUGGUUACAGGUAUAGUAGCUCAAACUGAAGUGAACGGAAUACCAUUCUCAAAGGCCAGUAACAGCAUUUUCCCGGUUGACAAUGGAGUCCCACUGGUCAACUCAAACAACAUCAACAGUGUCAUUAACCCAAACACAGCUCCACUUCUCACCGGACUUGGCGGUGCUCAAACCUCCACCGUCAUCCAAAACACUAACGGAAAUUCCAACGAUGCCCUUAGCGCCAACAGUCUCCCUUUUGUAACUGCCGGGAACCUUCCUCCCGGUGCUGCCCUCCAGCAUCUCAUGUUCGGAACCAUAACCGUUGUAGAUGAUGAGCUAACCGAAAGCCACGAGCUUGGCUCAGCCGUUAUAGGGAGAGCUCAAGGCUUUUACUUGGCCAGUUCCCUGGACGGAACAAGUCAGACUCUUUCUCUGACUGUAUUGCUACAUGGUGAGCAUGACCAGCAUGACACUUUAGACGAUGCCAUUAGUUUCUUUGGGGUUCACAGAACCGCCUCUCAUGCCUCCCAGAUCGCGGUUAUAGGCGGGACCGGGAAGUUUGAACACGCCAAAGGGUAUGCCAUAGUGGAAACUCUGCAUAACCAGGACAACCAGCAUAUCACUGAUGGUCAAGACACCAUCCUCCAUUUCAGUGUAUACCUUACCUACAAAGCUUGAAGAGAAAAUGAGUGUUAAAACAAGAAAUGAUUGCUUUUUUAUAUGUUCUUGCUCACUAGCUUCCGCUUGGGGCCUUUUUCCUUUGUUGCGCAAAUUUGAUUUCUAAAGAAAUUUAUUUAAAUGAGACUGUUUCAAUCAAAA